AUGGCACCGACACGUCUCCCACCCUCGGCCACGGUGGCCCGCCACCCCCAGCAGCCGUCGCCACCCCCCGCCACUGCAGCUGCCACUAAGAAGCGCAAAGCCAGCGACGCGCCCUCGGCUUUCCACGAGACCAGCCGAGCGUCCACGCACUGCUCGCUCUGCGGCUUUGGCGCCUCGACGCUCGACCACCUGCUCACGCACGUGCGGGAGGCGCACGACCGUAACCACGAGACCGCGUCGUCCUCAAUGGCACUGCCGCUUCAAGUCGCGCACAUGGUGGUCCAACGAGCUCUCGACCAAGCAGCUCUAGGAGGCGCGACAAGUGCCUGGCUUGGCGCCAUGCAGCAAGAGUUCAGCGCGGCCGCCGAGUUGACCGCUGCGCUCGAGCGACGAGACGCUCCUGGUGUAGCCGCCGCCGUCGGUCGCUUGCAAGGCGUCACCCAAUCGGGAGACGAGCGGACGCUGCCGGCGACGCUGCAACAAGCAGCGCAGAUCUUGUUCCAGUCGCUGCCAGGAGCUCCACUAGCAGCGGCGGCCGACGUCUCGUCGGUGCCCGUCGUGGCGAUCAAACAAGAGGAAGCAGAGCCACGCAAUGAAACACCUGAAGCUGGAGCUGUUACAGAGGACGCUGCCGAGCCACAAUCCAAGGGAAAAGACUCGAGCAUCCAUGAGGCAGAAGCUGCUCAGGCGCUCACGGGACUACGAGACACCGCCUCGAGCAGCGCCACGACGACGGAAGCUACAAUGACUGCUGCUCCCGUGACGACAGCAACGUCUGUGUGGCCGCCACCAGCUGCGCCAAAGCCGACUCCGAUGGCUCCUCAAGCCUCGUUCCCGUCGUUCACGCUUGGGUCGCCGUUGAGUAUCACUGCACCGACACUGCAACUGAGCAGUCCUCACUUUCCGUCGUCCGACGGCAUGUACACUAGUGCAAGUGUCGGACGGUCGCCUGGCACGCAGUCGUCGUUGCCGAGUCUUUUUGCAAGGAGUCUCUUGGCCCCGCUCGCCUCGCCGUCCAGCGUCGCGGACCCUGGAAAUGGAUUGGCUCAUGGCGUUGCAGCGGAACCGGGUUACUUGAAUCCUAUGAUGAUCAAUGACCACCGCAACUCGUUGGGAUCGACGCUUCGACCGGAAACGACGUCAGCAUUUCUCACGCCAGUGUACUACUCGUCGUUCCCUUCGUUUUCGACGACGACUAACGGCGUUACGCAUGGCACACCGACGAUGAAUCGACCGACAUUGGCAUCUCCUAUCAAGCGCAAAAGUAUCACGUCGAAGCAGUUGAUUGUAAGGUGUGAUGCGGAAGUCGCAGCUGUCCGGGCAGCUGCAUCUACAGCUGCGGCAACAGAUACAAGUGGAAUGGGACCGCUGGGACCGAUAUCUGUGUCUGGGACACCUACGACACCUGCGACUCGCAAAGCUACUCCUCGACGUUGGACGAAAGAAGAAGACGAUGCACUGCGCUCGGCUGUCGAGAGCCACCGCGAGAAGAACUGGAAGGCGAUUGCUGCUCAAGUCCCUGGCCGCAACCACACGCAGUGUCUUCAACGGUGGACGAAAGUGCUAGCUCCAGGUCUCGUGAAGGGCCAUUGGUCCCCGCACGAGGAUGAGCUGCUACGGCGCCUCGUAGCAACGGAGCAGAAGAACUGGGGCGACGUGGCCUCAAAGAUACCGGGCCGCACUUCGAAACAGUGUCGAGAGCGCUGGCACAACCAUCUGGAUCCGCAGAUUGUGCGCGGCGCAUACACUCCCGAAGAAGAUCGGCUGAUUCUAGAGGCCCAAGCGCGACUGGGUAAUCGCUGGUCAGUCAUUGCUGCAAUGUUACCGGGACGAACUGAAGACGCUGUCAAGAUCCGCUGGAAGUCGCACUGCCGGUUGUGGCGGGCGCGCAAGUAUUUGCGGAAGAAUCCUAAUAGCGACGUCGACAUGAUGAGUGAACCGACACAGACGCCGAGGACGCCGUUGGUGCCUCCCACGGGCGAUUUCAAGUGGCCCGUGCCUUUUCCAUGCAGUGCAGUCGACGACCGUGAGUCAAGUGCGGGCACGGACGUCAUGGGUCGAGUAGACUAA
This is a messenger RNA of Peronospora matthiolae, 2070 nucleotides long. The record is from the annotation of a GenBank genome assembly. Lineage: Eukaryota; Oomycota; Peronosporomycetes; Peronosporales; Peronosporaceae.